Molecule: messenger RNA, 1750 nt
Organism: Lycium barbarum (goji berry)
Lineage: Eukaryota; Viridiplantae; Streptophyta; Magnoliopsida; Solanales; Solanaceae
Product: exopolygalacturonase-like
Exons: 5
Coding region: 120-1334 (404 amino acids)
Biological process (GO): carbohydrate metabolic process
Molecular function (GO): polygalacturonase activity
Source: RefSeq, a predicted model, not a curated record
GAGAGAGAGCUCUUACCCUCCAAGAAAUCCUAGGUAAGAGCUAAAAAGUGCUUUAAAUUUGUGAUAUAUAAAACUCUCUUUCACCUCAAGCUAAAAAAAAGGUUCAAGGGUUGCAAAAAAUGGCCAUGGCAAUUAUUAGUGAAUCAUCUUUAGCCCUCAUUCUUGUGUUGUCAGCUGUGGUUACCUGCAAUGGUGCCCCUCUUCCUCAAGCUGACCAAACCAUUUUUAGUGUCAUGAAUUUUGGUGCCAAACCUAACUCAGAACUUAUAAGCACACAGGCAUUUAUGAGGGCAUGGCGUGCUGCUUGUGAUUUCAAUGGGAGAGCAAGAGUUUUUGUCCCUCCAGGAGUUUAUACACUAGGAGAGACCAGUUUUGCAGGACCAUGCAAAGGCACACAUCCUAUAAUACUUCAAAUUGCAGGAACCUUAAAGGCAGUGCCUGAUGUUUCUGAAUACUCGAACUUUGCUUGGAUCUCAUUCGAUUCUAUUAAUGGUGUAAUCAUUACUGGUGGAGGCACUCUAGAUGCUCAAGGCAAAUCUGUUUGGCAGUUUAAUGACUGUAAAACUAAUCCUGAUUGUGUCCAUCUCCCUGCCACCUUACACUUCAAUGGUAUAGAGAACGGAAAAGUGAUGAGGUUGAAUUUGAUAAAUAGCAUGGGAUUUCAUUUACAUAUUACUAAUAGCUAUUUGGUAAGGUUCCAUGGUCUUACCAUUGAUGCUCCUGAAGACAGCCCAAACACUGAUGGAAUACACAUAAGCAAGUCCAACACAAUAAAACUCUCCAGGAGUGUCAUUAGGACUGGCGAUGAUUGUGUUUCAUUCGGACAGGGAACAAACAAUGUCACCGUUAACAAAGUCACCUGUGGCCCUGGUCAUGGCAUUAGUGUAGGUAGUCUUGGUAAGUUGCCUGGCGAAUUGGAAGUUAGAGGACUCAUUGUGAAGAAUUGCACAUUGAAAGGCACCACAAAUGGUAUCAGAAUCAAAACUUUUGCUGGAGCAAUUCCCAACAGAGCAUUUGGGAUGAUGUUCAGUGAUAUUGUUAUGGAAAACGUUAAAAAUCCAAUCGUCAUUGACCAGAGUUAUGGUGACAAAUCAACCGAGCCAUCACAAGUGAAAAUAAGUGAUGUAAUUUACCAGAACAUAAGGGGCACAACAACCAGUGACAUAGCAGUUCAUCUAGUGUGCAGUUCAAAACUCCCUUGCCAAAAUGUUCGACUCACCAACAUAAAUUUGAAGCAUAUAGCCAAUACACCAAUUACUUCUCAAUGUGAAAAUGCAAAUGUUGGCUAUACUGGCUUACAAAUUCCACCACCUUGUCAUCGACUCUCUUCAUAGUACCUGUUCUUUUCCUUUUGGGAGAAAGGAAACAAUGGAGAAAAUGUUGAUGUCUAAUCUGAUCAAUGUCACCAUACAAAAUAAACAAGAACUGAAGAAAAUGUGGGGGAAAAACAAAAAAAAAAAUGGUAUUGUAGAUAAAAAGAUAGGUGCCUCCCACCACCAACACCUACAAUUUAGUGGUAUCAAUAGAAGUCUUCCGCACAAUAGGUGUGGAUUUAAUUCUCAUUGUUCUACUUUCCUCUUCGGCACCCCUGAUUCCCCAAUGUAAUAGAAUUUUUUUAAAGAAAAAUUGCCCCCACCUCUUCUAUUUUUCGCUCUCCACUAUACGCGAGCCCACCCUUACCUUCUGUGAGUUCGUAGUAUUUAGUUAUGGUAGUUAGGAGUUAGAUCUAGCUGACCCUUAAGGAUUUGUA